AUGCACUACGAGUUCGUGGCCGGACUGGAGGUGACGUACGGCAACGCGCUGGCCGCGGGCGGCGGUUUCCACCGCGUGACGACCGCCGAGGGUGCGGCCGCCGAGGUGUCCCCACACACGUAUCUCUGGUACAAGCUCUCGUCCGAGGCGCCGACUCAAAAAGGAUCGCCCCCAUCGUCGUCAGAUUCUGAUUCCGUUCCACUGGCCAUCACGCAGAUAUGUAUUGGGGACGAGCAGCCACCAAGUGGCCAUGAAGACGCAUGGACCAAGUUGGACAAGUCGGUGGAUCGCCACAAGGGUCGCUUUUUGUGGUAUCAGGCCUCGCAAUUCCAGCCUCCGUCGUCACCCUCGACUCAGACAAAGCAGCUGAUGCCACUGAAGGAGAUCCGAGUCGUCAGGGACCUAAAAGACGUCCCCGAGGGCUUCGAGAGCCUCGACGAACCGCUGCUUAGCGCCGAUGGCACAGGAGAGGAGCUGCGGACGUACCUGUGCUAUCGAAGGCUAAGCAGCGAGGACUUCUCGGGCUCCAAGUGGUCCAUUUUGAACCAAAAAGCAGGCAAUUGGAUCGAUGUCAAGGAUUUAUCGUCCAAUAAGUGGAGUGUCGCCCAGAUCCUGCAGCAUUCGGCGUCGGAGAUCCGAGUGCACAUUCCGACGUGGAAGAAAGGGCGUGAUGAAUUCCUAUCGCGCUCGACGUGUCGCAAUCGAGUGGCUAAGUUGGGGACGCAUACAAACGUGUACAUGUCCCCGGCCUAUCCGUAUCCGAGGAAGCAGGGGAGUAUGUGGAACGCCAAUAUGAAGGACCUACAAUAUGCUCGAGAACAGUUUGACAAGUACUUUUACGACCGAGAGAAGCAGAAAACGUACUUGCCGCGAUAUCUCAUCCCGUUCAUCGAGAGAUCGCUACUGUGUACGUUUCUAUCGAGUGAUCUGGCUGACGAGAUGAACGUGUUCCAUCAGCACGUGCUGAAAAAUGUCAUUGCGUGUAUGCUGGGCGACGACGCGGGAAAUGUGAUGGUGUAUAUGCUGUCACUAUUGCGGAUGAUCCUCAAUGGCCACAGCUCGUGCAUGUUCUUCUACAUCAAGUAUCCAGGGAGUUAUACGGCGGCAAAGUACCAACGUCUAGUGUACACGUCGUACUUGGUGAGCCCGGAUGCGCUGGCUGCCAUCCCAACACGCCAUCCGUGUCGAUCUUUCUACUUCAUUGACAACGUCGACCUGUUCGUGCAAGCAGGAGGCUUUCGACUGAUCCUUCAACGCCUUGCGGUCCCAGAUGUUGCGUUGACGGAAUUACUGCUGUACUGCACGGUCCUCAAUGAAGCGAAACCUUGUCUCACGCAACAAAAGCGACGUCGUAGCUCGUCCUCGGCUCGGCGUCGACCGACCACUGAAGUCCAAACGGAAGAUUUCUUUCGAGAGUUCUUGAACGCUACUUUUUCGCGGCUACGGCGUAUGAGCGGAGAGGAGCUGAAGGACGACGAUGGACUUAUUAAUCAUAUCGUGGGCGUUCUAGAUCUGUUGUGUCGAGACGGAUUACUGCUUGGAAGUCGGAACGCGGAGUCGGAUAUCGAUGAGUCGACGGCUACAGAUGGCUUCGGUUUGUCUUGUGAUGUGGAAUUUGCAGAGCAGAUUGAGAUCUUCCAUUUGGAUCUCUCGAAAAAGUUUAUCUGCUGUCCGUAUUUGUCGCAACGUCUGCUCGGUAUUUCUCGUAUCAACGAUCUGAUCUCUAUGGCCCAACGAAAAGAUACUCUUCAGAGAAAGGCGAGCUUAAGUUUGCGGCGUACGUCGUCAUCCGUUAGUACCACGUCGACCUUGAGCGCGAGUUCCUCGAGUGAUAACCUAACCUUAACUUCGGGCGAACAGCCAGUGACGAAGUGGUUGCGCACGAAGUACAUUGUGGAGUGGCUGACGGCUUCAGACAUCCUGGAGGUGAUACUGGGCGACCGAGAGAGCUGCGCGAAGUACUCUCUUCAGGAGGGCACCCACUUGGAAAUACUGAAGCGCUCCAAGAAGAUAUUCGGGUUUGUUGCAGCUCACGGACUGUUGACGGAGAAGCACAUCGUGCUGAUGUGGAAAACGGCGCUGAACCAGCUUCGCUCCGGCAGGAAAACCGUCUUCGAUAUCUUGAUCACUCUGUGUGGUGUUCUUUCGGCUGAUUUGAUGGAUGCUGUCGUGAUGCUGCUGACACAAGUUCCUUUGAACGACUAUGACGAACUGGUUGUGAAUUUUAUCAAGCGUGUUAUUAUGAUCGCGUCCAAGCUCGUUGUUGAUGCUGAGACGGGUGGGUUUAAAAUGUCUCUUACGUCUCUUGUAAGUGCUGCGUCUGGCUCGAGGAACAAACUUAGCCCCGGUGCUCAAAAAGAUCUCGAAGUGUUUAAUAAGGUGGUGAGUCUGUGCUGCACUCUGUACUGGAAUGCGAUUCUUCAAACUGAAGCACCCAACGAGAAUGGGUCACCGGGACUUCGUGGCUCAAUGCGGGCUGAAGUAGAGGCCGCUCUUGCAGACUCGUUGAACCACGUGCAAAAGCUCUGGAUUUCCUCUGGUUCCUCAUCAUCCACUUCAGGUAAAGAACAGCAACAGCUACUGAGUGAUUAUCUUCGCAAGUGUGCAGAGAACAUCAAGUGUGGAACGCUAGUGGAGACGUCCAUGAGUUUAAUUCAGCGGAUUGUGGAUGGCUAUGGCGGAGGCUCGUCUUCAUUGGCUGCUUCGUUGACAAGAGCAAAUUCCACUCCUACAACAUCCAGCGAGUUGCUGAAAGAACUGAACAAUGCACACAACAUUGUGUCUGUGGUUGUUGAGGCGAUCAAAAACUACGUUGCCCAAUCGGAUCCCAAGAAUCGGUCACAAACUACACAUCUUGUUGCCAUCAAGAAGCGUCUGGCAUUCCUCGGAUAUAUCGUGACCAAGUCCGAUCUAAAGCUGCCUUUUGAAGCUGUUUGCCAAUUAUGGGGAUGUUUCAACGGCCCGGAAAGCACGAUGAAAGAACAUGAGGUAUUCUUUGCGUGGUUUACGACGGUCAUUCCUGACCCAAAUAACUUCGUCCACCGAGCGUAUUCAGGCCAGACGGGCUUUUCGGAAGCCGUGGUGGGUGAGAUCUUUCAGUCUCUGAUUAGGCCAGCAAGUCCAAAUGGAAGCGCUUCCCAAAUCAGUUUGGAUAUGCAGACGAUGAGUAAGGAAUCGUUUUGGGCGCUGGAGCGGCUGUUUCGAUUCGUUAACACAAGUACGAGGCGUAUUUCCUCCACUGGCGUCGUAGGGAGCACCCAAUCGCGUAUGGUGAUACACAACAAGGAGGACACCGAGCUUUUUGUCGUUGAAGCCACGGAUCUGCAAGGCCUCGAGUCGUUGUAUGAUGUGGCUUUGCGUGCAGACAGUGACGUUGUGAGUCAGCAAGCUAUCAAUUACCUCAUCUAUCUGCAACUUCACGUCGGCUCGAAGCUUGUGCGACGUGAGGUGUGGGCAGACUUUGUGGAAAGGUGCCUCUGGAGGCUAAAGGAGGAGGUGAAGACCACGAUUGACGCUUCGAAGACGCGAGAGGUGCUUCGCCUAUUAGUUUUGCUGAGUACUUUUCUUCAUCAAUCCGUCGUGCAGACUCAAGACGGUUGGGGAGGGACCUUUGAUGGUCCAGAGGAGCUAACCGUUUACGUCCGAACUCAAGGUGGUCGAGUUGCAGCACCGUUUAAGUAUCACUUGAGACGAACCUCGCUCGUAUCGGAACUGCGAGAUCGAAUCGCGAAGGACACAGGCCACCCUGCCGAUCGAGUACGUAUUGUGAAUUCAGCGAAGACUAAACUCACAGCGCAAGGCCAUGGGAAGUUCACACUUGAGAAGGCGAGAGUGUUCAAUUCUUCUCUUGGGUCUUCACGCACGUCGUCAGGGAAGAAGUUGUUGACUCAAACAGCACCAGCUUCUACCCGGAGGCUUAAGCAAACCAGCUACGUUGAAGCCAUUCUGUUGUCGAAAGUGGAAAGUGAUACCAGUGGGCACACCAAUCGCAACAUUUUAGACUUCCACGGCGCAGCUGGGGUCGCCGCUGCGGCCGCUGCAGGUGUGGGAGGAACUGGAAACAACAGCAGUCCGGAGAGUGAUUGGCACGCGAUUAAAACGGAGAUUUCAGGAAAUGAUACGUGGGUGGCGCUUCUGUUUAAGUUGCUAUCGUACAACGACGGGAUCGCUGAAGAAGCCUGGAAGGUACUCAAGCUGCUAACAGUGGAUGAAGAUCUGGAAAAGCAGACGCGUACGUUAAACAAUGUGUUAGCGAUCGAUGGGUCUAUCCGCAAGAAACCGAGCUCGUUCGAGUGGGAAACUCUACUAGACUCAAAGUGUCCUCCAAAGCUGCUGUAUCAACUUGAAUUGGUAGAGAAGUUCGCGCUGUGUGGUGACGGACGCAAUGACGAUGAUGAUGACGACAAAGAUGCCAAUGGGACGCAUACUGAUGCUGUGAGUGCGGCUGGUCUUGAUGGUUUGAUUGGCACUGUGAAUACGUGGAGCGCGUCCUUUAUACAACUUGGCGGUCGGACUCGACUCGAAGAGUUUGUGCUAUCAUCGAGCCCGCGUCAACUGCUUGCUCAAGGAACGCUCUCAGUGAUGUGUUUGGCCAAACUUCUCAAGUUGCUUCGCCAUUUCGUGCUUGUGGAGUCUAAACUGGCAGAGGAAAAUGGAGAUACACUCGACAGAAAUCCCCAACAAUUGAUUCAUCGGCUCCUGGAAACGCUGAGCAGUCUCCAAAGUGUCGAGAAAGAAGCCAAAGAGGCUGUUUCGUCUACUCUAGCUUCUCAAUCGACUCAGCAGCCUGCAUUGACUGAGAGCUCUGCGCCGCCACUUUCUCUAACGGAGUAUACUCGCCCACAAGUUGAAGAUCCGGACAACAUCGACGAUAUUCCGAGUGAAGCGUACUUGAUGACUCGGCUGCUAUCUUGUAUUGCCACCUGCACUCUUGAGGCAAACCAAGGAGCGUUGGUCUUGCUGGAGAGCUACUCAGGACAUGGAGAAAUCAUUCUACAUUGUCUCGUUGAGAGCCGCUUCAAGCCUGUUCGCCUAGAGGCUGCCAACAUGAUCGCUGCGUUGUCUACCACUAGAAACAAGCUCCAAGAAGAUCGCGUCGCGUGCUGCAACUACUUCUUGCAACUGCUGGGCGAUUACUCGGGGCCCGUGAGUGAUGAGGAAUACUACAAUGUGUUCACACUACUCGUCACGAGUGUGGAGGACUUGACGAAGUUUGCGAUUCUCCCGUCCAGCCAAAUUUUGUGUCGUCGGAUCAAGGCUUUCGAGAGUAAAGAUGAUGCUCUGGGUGCUCCUGCUGACCCUGUGCUGCCUACUUCUCGAAGAAGUAGCAUGGAAGUGAGAAGACGCAGAGAGCUGCCCGUGCCAGGGAAUCAAGUUCUUCCGCCUGCCCCCGAUGCGCUGCUAGAAGGGCAGCUAUCCACGCUGCUUGCUAUCAUUAAGCGGAUCCCGGCUGUGCUGGCGGAUGGUGUCCUUGACGUGCCGUGUGAUGGACGCAGCUUGCGUGAAGUGGUCGCGCCAACUCUUCACGACCAAGAAGGGAUUAUUAACGAGCUUUUCCACGAGUGUCUCUUUGCUACACCAGACAAGAAAACGAACGGAGAAGGUCAAAGCGAGGGAAGUGAAGGCGGCUUUAUUGAUAUCCAGGCAUCUUCUUCGUCGCAAUAUUAUCUCCGACUACCCAAGUGCCGCAGUGAUUCGUGCCGAAAAGUUGCCUUUGAUCUCCUCGCGGAGCUAUCGAUUGAUAACACGGAUGGACUGCGCUUUCUGCUAACUCAAAUGGCCAAUCAGCACACCCUGGAGCGUCCUCCGGAGCCUUCAGUUGCCACCUCAGUAGUCUCAACAUCAAAACGAAAGAGCUUAAAGACAGCAAAGGAUCAAUUCCUUCAGCGCGGUAAAUAUGUGGGGCUCAAGAACCUUGGAUGUACGUGCUACCUGAACUCUACAGUCCAGAGCUUCUUCAUGAUGCCGCGCUUCCGCCGCCAGGUUUUGCGGCUUCAGUCAAGCGGAAAUUGCAGUGAUAAAGCUGAAGUGAAGAGCCUCACGUAUGAGCUUCAGUCUUUGUUCGCUCACCUGGAGGGAAGCGCGAAGCCCUACUACAACCCUCGUCCGUUUACCCGAGCAAUGAAGACGUGGGAUGGUGAGACUGUGGACGUCAAUGUCCAGCAGGACGCCAGCGAGUUUCUCACGUCUUUCUUCCAGCAGAUUGAGUCGGAGAUGAACGGCAUCAGUGCUGGCAGUGGAGAUCAGUAUACCAGUGACGAGAAUAUCCUCAACACAUUCUUCGGUGGAGAGUUUAGCAAUGAACUUGUAGCUGAAGGAGACCGAUACAGUGAGCGGUUCGAGCCAUUCCACUUCAUUUCCGUGCCUGUACGCGACCGAAAGAACCUGAAAGAGUCGCUGGAUGGAUGGGUGGAAGGCGAGAAGGUAAGCUACACGUGGGAGAACGGUAGUGGGUCGAAAACGGACGGCGAAGAGGAAGAAAAGGUAACGCUGGAAACGCACAAGCGUAUCUCCAUCUCGAAGUUGCCUGCCUACUUGAUCAUUCACUUGAAGCGCUUCGAAUUUGAUUUCGAGAAGAUGCAGCAGAUCAAGCUCCAUGAUCGCUUUGAAUUCCCUACUGAAUUGGACAUGUACCCGUACACCAAGGAAGGUCAACAAGAGAAGAGGAAGCGAUCGGCAUCAUCGGCAGAUGAAGGAACAGCCAGUCACGACGUCCGUUUGAGUACGUCCUCGGACAAUGUAGAUGAUGGAAGAACGACAGCUCCGGAGUACUCCCAGUAUGAACUAGUGGGGACUGUUGUACACCUUGGUACGGCUCAUUCGGGACAUUACUACUCGUUCUUGAAAGACCAGCAAGUGCCAAGUCACAAGAACCAGUGGUACGAGUUUAACGACACAGUGGUGACUCCAUUUGACCCUUCUCAAAUCCCAGACGAGUGUUUUGGAGGUGAGGACUCAGUACGCACUCGACAUGAUUCAGCCAGUGGAUCGUCUUCGCUCGAAGAAGGAUCUCCGCUACCAGCCAAGAUGAAGAAUCGCAGCAGCUUUAUGUUGUUUUACGCCCGCGUAUCUCCCGAGCUGCGCGUCGUCAGCGAUGAGGACGCUCCCUGUGUCCGAUUCUCUACAGCUGUGCUUGUGGCUGCAUUCUGUUCAAGACUAAAGCGGCGAGUGUCUGCCAGACUUGCACAUCUACGUAGCAUGGCAUUGGUGAUUGCACCAGAGCCGAUUCGCAAGCUCAUUGCGAUGGAGAAUCGCUUGUUCUGGAGGAAGAGGUACCUGUACGACACGCGAUGUCUCAAGUUCACGUACAAUCUGUUGCGGUCUUGUCUCGUAGGACUAGAGAACGCCAAGAAUAUGGCUGUGAUGCCACGGUUUGAACCCGUGGAGGUGCAGUUCGAGGCCCUACAAGUGGCAACCAAGUUCGUGUUCGGCACUUUGUGGCAAGGUGGCGAUGUGAGCAAAGUCUUGGAGUGGCGUCUCAUUCUCCAGUCUCUGUAUCACUCUGACAUUGGCGGCUGUCGCUGGUUCUUGUCGACAAUGGAGGCCAACGAGUCGCUACUUUUGGAGUUGCUAGUGUUUAACGAACAUCGUGAAGUUCGCGAGUUGAUGGCAAACGUCAUCUCGGAGGCCAUCGUCACUACGUCGAACACCGAGUUCGAAGAGGAAGCAAAAGAAGAAUCGUCGAGUUCUUCCAGCGACGGGAAGAAACAGUUGCCUGCGUCGUUUGAGUUCAUGUUCUUCCUCAUCCAGCUGAUGCCUGGGUUGCUCUCAGUGCCUGUCCACCACCAUCGCCAGUACUUCCUCACGAUGUACGACUUUGUGCAGACUGGACGCAACGAAGGCUCUUUUCUCGUUGUGAACAGUGUGGUAGGCGCCAUCGUGUCGCUUCUUACAGGUCUUGGACACACGCAGCCAUUGCUCCAAUUGCAGUUGAAGAAACACAAGUCCAAGCAGAUUCUGAAGCGUAUCGACCUCAGCGUCACGAUAUUGAAGCUCUUAUCGGUGCUUAUUCGCUGCAGUUUGCCUCCUGCCAUGGACGUCGAGUCAGAUGCUGCCCACCCUCUGAUUCUACCGGCUAACAUGGCGCAAGAGCACGUGGAUCUCACACCAGCAGACCACGACGUGCUUCUCAAUGAACGCUUCAUUACACUACUCACUCAACGCGCGAACCGCUACACAAAGGAGACUAAACCGCUGGAGCAAAUUGUGAGUCACCUAUGCUGGGAAAGUCGACGUGUGACUGCGGCGUUCGUGGAUAAGAUCAUGCAUGGUAUUGAAGUGGAAGAUCAUCACGAUGUCAAGCCAUACUUCCGUACGCUGAACUCGCUCUUCAAGAUCCGCGAUUCUCUAGCCCCAGAGCGUCUUAAGGAUGGUCUCACCAAGCUGGUAGCUGUGAUGGCAUCGCAGCAACGCUACUAUAAGGCCACGGAGACGUCACUGGACAUGUUGGCACGGCUCGCCAAACGCCACAGUGGCGUGACAAAAUGGCUGCGAGACAACCAUCAGAGUUGUGUGUGGAUGGAGAAGUGGCUAAUGGCUCACCGAGGUGCAGAGGGGUAUCUGCAGCAGCGGAAGACCGUCCUGGUGAAACCCAACAGCACGUCGUCAUGGGUGAACGUGAGUGUGACGAGUUCUGGGCUCAUCAAGGCAAUCGACCGCUCCAUCACGAAGUUGCUACCGCGUAUCCGCAGCAUCUUAGACCCGGAAGCUGUCGUCGAGACGUUCUACGAUAGUGACGACAACCCGCAACGUCUUGUGGGCAAGCGCGUGCGUGUGAAAUGGGCCAAGGACAAGUGGUACGAAGGCACCGUGCAGCAGUUCAACGAGGACACAUACGAGCACUUCGUGGCGUACGAUGACGGCGAUAAGCGCUCGUAUCACAUGUCGGAGAAACUCUUUUACGUCGUGGACUUGACACCAUCGCCCAAGCCUCGCAAGAAGAAGCAGCAAGCUUGA
This is a messenger RNA of Phytophthora nicotianae INRA-310, 8955 nucleotides long. RefSeq lists its product as hypothetical. Gene Ontology annotation, biological process: protein deubiquitination. Gene Ontology annotation, molecular function: cysteine-type endopeptidase activity; cysteine-type deubiquitinase activity. Bases 1 to 8955 code for a protein of 2984 amino acids. The record is from RefSeq and is a predicted model, not a curated record. The transcript is spliced from 2 exons. Gene Ontology annotation, cellular component: cytosol; nucleus. NCBI's taxonomy places the organism in Eukaryota, Oomycota, Peronosporomycetes, Peronosporales, Peronosporaceae.